AUGGAGGAAGGCGGUAUAAAUUCGGAAGUGCAACUGGCAAUAAACAUCACAGCCCGACAAUCUUCUGAUUCCUCUUACUUUCCACCGAAUUUCGGUUCCCCAGCUGCACAAGUGGCUAUUCACGCCGAAGCACCAUCGAGACCCACUGGUUACGCUCCCAUACCUCAACACCCACCACAAAAUGAACCACCUACAGAAAAAAUGGAGGAAGGCGGUAUAAAUUCGGAAGUGCAACCGACUGUAAACGUCACAGCCCAACGAUCUACAGUUCCUCCUCAAUCCUCUUAUUUUCCACCGAAUUUCCCACCAGCGCAAGUGGCUAUUCAUGUCGAAGCAUCAUCGAUACCCCCUGGCUACGCUCCCACACCUCAACGCCCACCACAAAUUAUGCCACCUACGGAAGGUUGGUUUGCUCGCAACCAAAGGAAUAAACCACAAUCGAACUCAGUGGGAUCAGCUAUCUUUGUUCUAGUUGCCGGUGGCAUGAACCUAGCCUGGAGUUGUGGCUUUGUUGAAGUCGAAGGCUUCGAAACAGACACACACAUAUUGAUUUGCUGGUACAUUGCGGCAAUUAUUGGAGCUUUAAUCUCAGCUUUCAUAACGAACCGCAUUACAAAGAGACCUAUAUACUUAUUUUCCGGCUUUUUGGUUCUGCUCGGCGGUAUACUCUCUGUUUCGCUUCCUCAUGAAUAUGGCGCGAUAGCAGCAGCUCGCUAUUUGAACGGUUUUGCAGUGGGUCUCACUUUUGUGCCAUUAUUGGUGCUAAUUGGCGAAGAGGUUGAUUGCCAUCAACGGGGUGUGAUCGCCGCAAUACUUGAAGCAGGCAGCUUCACUCUUGGCAUAUUCAUGCAAAUUGCUUUAUUUACUACACACUACGAUUCCGUCACAUCAUCGUAUUACAAAACAUUUGGUCCAACGGAGCUGCAUGGCAUUAUCGUAAUCGUUUUUGGUGUACUUACAUGCAUAAUGUCAUACUUCUUGGUUGUCGAGUCUCCCAUUUACUAUCUACUGCGUAACGAUGAAAACCAGGCCAUCGAUUGUCUGCGGCGUCUGCAACGUCCAUUCGUUGUAACACAGGAAACGUAUCAGCAGCUUGGGGAGCAUAAACGUUACGUUGAGGGCAAUGGUUACGACAGCAACCUAAGCCUAUCGGCACUCCUGAAGUUUUGCCUGUACCGUGGCUUAAUUGCGCUGUCCUUCUCGCCUUUCACCACUAUCGGGCUAGUAACGUCAAGUGUACUGUAUGUUGGUUUUGACACUUGGCCAUUUAUUAUUUUCGGUUUGUCUUUAUGGUUGGGUUCGUUUAUUGCGGGAUUUUUAAUAGACUGGACAGGUCGAAAAAUAUUGACGCUAAUUGGUGCUUUAGUUUGUGGGGGCAUGGCGAUCGGCGCUGGUUCUAUUUACCAUGAACCAAUUAAUAUUUUGGAUCCAACUAAACCGGACUCAAUUUUGUAUAUACUCUUCGUGUUGGAACUGUUUGCGGGCAUCUUUAGAAGUUCAUCUUCCGCAUAUCUGACGGAGGCAUUUCCGCUACAUUUGAAGUCGUAUUAUAUCGCCAUUUCAUUUAUUGUCGAAAUGUUGGUGUUGCUCAUAAUUGAGUGCUGCCACCUUGAUCCGGAUAGGCUUGAUGCAUACUUCAUUACAGUUGGCGUAUUCUUCCUGGUAUUUUUUGUGUUGGGUGUUCUAUUCCUGCCGGAAACUAAGAAACUUACACUACGAGAAGCUCAAGAUAAAUUCAAACUUGAAAGAAUUAUUAAUGUUUUUGCUUGAUGGGUUAAUGCUUAAAUACUACUAAUGAAUAUGUAUUAAAUUAUGUGUUUCGCUCUUACAGUAUCUUAUGUGUUUUACAAUGAGUUAAUAAUAAAAACAUUUUUUUAUUCUGAUA
Messenger RNA from Anastrepha obliqua, 1885 nucleotides. RefSeq lists its product as uncharacterized. Lineage: Eukaryota; Metazoa; Arthropoda; Insecta; Diptera; Tephritidae. The transcript has 4 exons. The record is from RefSeq and is a predicted model, not a curated record. Gene Ontology annotation, molecular function: transmembrane transporter activity. Bases 1 to 1770 code for a protein of 589 amino acids. Gene Ontology annotation, cellular component: membrane. Gene Ontology annotation, biological process: transmembrane transport.